Messenger RNA from Gastrolobium bilobum, 1695 nucleotides. Its product is annotated as cytochrome P450 71AU50-like. NCBI's taxonomy places the organism in Eukaryota, Viridiplantae, Streptophyta, Magnoliopsida, Fabales, Fabaceae. Gene Ontology annotation, molecular function: monooxygenase activity; iron ion binding; oxidoreductase activity, acting on paired donors, with incorporation or reduction of molecular oxygen. The record is from RefSeq and is a predicted model, not a curated record. The coding region runs from base 159 to 1649 and encodes 496 amino acids. The transcript has 2 exons.
CCAUCAAAUAUUGGGCCGUAACAUCACUUUGGAACAGUUGUCAUAUUUAUUUAGAUUAUAUAACCCCCUUUACUGGUUUUAGAUAAGAAGCCAGUUGCUUUUGGCAGCAAAGAUAGACACUUUCCAUAGCAAAUUGAACUCUCUCCCUUAUAGCAAGGAUGAUUUGGAUGGCAAUUAUUUUAGCUUUUCUAACUUCUCUGUGGCUAUGGAGAAGCAAAGAGAAGGCAAAGAGAUUACCUCCUGGUCCAAUAGGUUUGCCAAUUUUGGGGAGCCUUCACAAGUUGGGAGCAAAUCCUCAUCGUGAUCUUCACCAACUAGCCCAAAAACAUGGACCCAUCAUGCACUUGCGCUUGGGUUUUGUGCCAACCAUAGUUGUUUCUUCACCCCAAGCUGCUGAACAGUUUCUGAAGACCCAUGACCUUGUCUUUGCUAGUAGACCACCCGUUGAAGCUGCAAAGUACAUAGCUUGGGAACAAAGAAACUUGAGCUUUGGUGAAUAUGGUUCUUAUUGGCGCAACAUGCGUAAGAUGUGCACAUUGGAAUUACUGAGCCAUACUAAAAUUAACUCCUUCAGAGACAUGAGGCAAGAAGAGCUUGACUUAUUGAUCAAUCAUCUAAUAGAAGAAGCCAGAGAUGGAGUUGCUGUUGAUAUCAGUGCCAAGGUUGGAUCACUCAGUGCAGACAUGAGUUGUAGAAUGAUUUUAGGGAAGAAGUACAUGGACAAGGACUUGGACGAGAAGGGAUUCAAAGCUGUGAUGCAAGAGGCAAUGCAUUUAGCAGCAGCACCUAACAUAGGUGAUUAUAUUCCUUACAUCGGUAAACUUGAUCUUCAAGGGCUAACUAAGCGCUUCAAGUUAGUGCACAAAAUCUUCGACGACUUUUUUGAGAAAAUUAUUGAUGAACAUAUGCAAUCAGAGAACAGAGAAGACAAGAUCAAGGAUUUCGUGGAUGUCAUGUUAGGCUUUGUUGGUAGUGAAGUAUCUGAAUACUCUAUUGAACGCCCCAAUAUCAAAGCCGUAUUGUUGGAUAUGCUGGCGGGUUCAAUGGAUACUUCAGCUACAGCAAUUGAAUGGGCACUUUCAGAGCUGCUAAAGCAUCCAAGGGUGAUGAAGAAACUCCAAACAGAGUUGCAAACUGUGGUGGGUAUGAAGAGGAAGGUGGAGGAAUCAGACCUGGACAAGUUGGAGUAUUUGGACAUGGUUAUAAAGGAAAGCCUCAGGUUCCAUCCAGUGGCACCACUACUAAUACCACAUCAAUCCAUGGAAGAUUGUAUGGUUGGAGAUUUUUUCAUACCUAAAAAGUCGAGGGUCAUAAUAAACGCAUGGGCAAUAAUGCGAGACCCAAGUGCUUGGAAAGAGCCAGAGAAGUUCUUGCCAGAGAGAUUUGAGGGAAGCAACAUAGAUAUACGAGGACGUGACUUACAGAUGAUACCAUUUGGGUCUGGCAGAAGGGGUUGUCCCGGGUUGCAAUUGGGUCUGACUGUGGUUCGUUCAGUGGUGGCUCAACUCGUUCAUUGCUUUGAUUGGAAGUUACCAAAUGAUAUGUUGCAUACUGAUUUGGACAUGACAGAGGAAUUCGGCCUCACAUUGCCCAGGGCCAAGCAUCUAUUUGCCAUUCCUACUUAUCGCCUUCCAAUAGAAAGGGAUUAGGCAAAAAAAAAAAUUAAUUGUAACAUUUUAUUUUAUGCUUGGUUAG